AUGCAGCGUCCUGUGACAUCAUCCGCCACACUGCUCCGAUGGGCAAAACCCUCGGCUACACUACGCUCCCCCGCCGUGCGGUGCUUCUCAUCAUACGGAAACGCCUACCAGUCAUCUAAGCGGGACAUGCAGACAGCGACUGCCUACCGUCCACACUCUCUCCCUUCGUCUUUCCCGCCUCCCCGUAGCAUCAGUGGCUCAGACUCCCUGAUGUCGGCCGAAUUUCCUCUUCCUGCCGAGAACCCACAGAACUCCCCAGCACAAACGAAACCCACAUCCACAAGCACUGCUCGGGAAAGUGAGGCCCAAAAGCCAAAAUCCGCCUCGCCUACCACCCAAAGUAAGACCGGGAAGCCCCGUCGACCAUUGCGCGCAAGAAAGGCGGCAAUGAAACUAUCCGACCUGGCCACUGAGCAACUGCGCAAGCUUAUGGAUCAACCCGAGCCCAAAUUUAUCCGUAUUGGAGUGAAGAACCGUGGCUGCUCGGGUCUUGCCUAUCAUCUCGAGUACGUCGAGAAGCCGGCCAAGUUCGACGAGGUGGUAGAGCAGGACGGUGUGAAGGUUCUGAUUGACAGCAAGGCCCUGUUCAGCAUUAUUGGCAGUGAAAUGGACUGGCAAGAAGACAAGCUGAGCAGAAAGUUUGUUUUCCGCAAUCCUAACAUUAAGGAACAAUGUGGAUGCGGUGAAUCCUUCAUGGUUUAA
Messenger RNA from Penicillium verhagenii, 702 nucleotides. It is a transcript of the gene isa1, whose product is annotated as Fe-binding Fe/S cluster assembly protein ISA1. The record is from RefSeq and is a predicted model, not a curated record. The coding region runs from base 1 to 702 and encodes 233 amino acids. Gene Ontology annotation, molecular function: 2 iron, 2 sulfur cluster binding. Gene Ontology annotation, biological process: iron-sulfur cluster assembly. The transcript has 2 exons. NCBI's taxonomy places the organism in Eukaryota, Fungi, Ascomycota, Eurotiomycetes, Eurotiales, Aspergillaceae. Gene Ontology annotation, cellular component: cytoplasm; mitochondrion.